AUGGGGGACGCGGCGGAGUGCGGGGUGAAGGUCAUGUGCAGGUUCCGUCCUCUGAGCGACGCUGAACGGGCGCGAGGAGACCGCUUCGUGCCCAAGUUUAACGGAGAAGACACGGUGGUGCUGGCGGGAAAGCCGUACAUCUUUGAUCGAGUUCUGCCUCCAGACUCAGAGCAGAUCCAGGUUUAUGACACCUGUGCCAAACACAUCGUCAAAGAUGUACUGGGUGGAUACAAUGGGACAAUCUUUGCGUAUGGACAGACGUCUUCAGGAAAGACCCACACCAUGGAGGGCAUCCUUCACGAUGAGGAGGCCGAGGGCGUCAUCCCCAGAAUCGCCUCAGACAUCUUCAGUCACAUUUACUCCAUGGACCAGAACCUGGAGUUUCACAUCAAGGUGUCCUACUUCGAAAUUUACUUGGACAAGAUCCGAGACCUGCUGGAUGUGUCCAAGACCAAUCUGGCCGUGCAUGAGGACAAGAACCGAGUGCCUUUUGUCAAGGGCUGCACGGAGCGUUUUGUGACGAGUCCAGAGGAAGUGAUGGACGUUAUCGAUGAGGGAAAAGCCAAUCGUCAUGUGGCAGUGACCAACAUGAAUGAGCACAGCUCCAGGAGCCACAGUAUUUUCCUCAUCAACAUCAAACAGGAAAAUGUGGAGACAGAAACCAAAGUCUCUGGAAAACUGUACCUGGUUGAUCUGGCCGGGAGCGAAAAGGUGAGUAAAACUGGAGCUGAAGGAUCUGUUUUGGAUGAAGCCAAAAACAUCAACAAGUCUCUUUCGGCACUUGGGAACGUGAUUGCAGCUCUGUCCGAGGGAAAGAAAGCACAUGUCCCGUACAGAGACAGUAAAAUGACACGGAUCCUGCAGGACUCCCUCGGAGGAAACUGUAGAACCACCAUCAUCGUCUGCUGCUCGCCCUCCUCCUACAAUGAACCAGAGACCAGGUCCACGCUCAUGUUCGGACAGAGGGCCAAGACGAUAAAGAACACGGUGAGUGUAAACAUGGAGCUGACGGCAGAUGAGUGGAAGCGGAAAUACGAGAAAGAAAAAGAGAAAACGAGGAGUUUAACAGUGUCCAAUCACCGCCUGGAGGGGGAGCUGCAACGCUGGAGGAAAGGGGAGGCCGUGCCUUUGGAGCAGCAGACUCACAGAGACAAGAAGCUGGCGUCUGAUUGGCCCACAGUUGUGACAGAGGCUCCGCCCCCUGUGCCUGUGACCAAUGAGGAGCGAGCUCAGUACGAGAGUCUCAUUACAGACCUGUACAAGCAACUGGACGACAAGGAUGAUGACUUAAACCUCCAGAGUCAGGUGCAGGAGGAGCUGAAGCAGCAGGUGCUGGAGCAGGACCAGAUGAUCCUCUCUAUGCGCGCUGAUGUGGAUCGGCUGCAGGGGGAGCUGUCACGCUCUCAGGCUGGGUGUGAUGAGGCCAAAGACGAAGUGAAGGAGGUGCUGCAGGCGCUGGAGGAACUCGCCCUGAACUAUGACCACAAGUCCACAGAGUCCCAGAACCGGUCCCGAGAACUCAACCAGGUCCAACAGGAACUGCAGCAAAAGACUGUGUUGCUGGAGUCUGUGCAGAAGGAGUUGGCUUCAGUCCAGAACAUGAGCUCUCAUCAGAAGAAAAGGUCCAACGAAGUCCUGAACCUGCUCCUCAGAGACCUCACAGACCUGGGAGCAGUCCUGACCUGUUCUGGACCUGGGCCUAGUCCUAGUCUGGGUUCUGGUCUUGAGGAGGACUUUACAGCAGCUCGACUUUUCAUCAGUAGAAUGAGGUCAGAGGUGAUGUCUGCCCUGAACCGGACUAAAACUCUGGAGCAGAACCUUCAGGACCAGAAGAUUCGAACCAAGGCCCUGGAACGAGACCUGGGUCUGAGCCAAGCCCUGGUCCAACAGCUCCAGACCAAGACCCGGACCCAGACUGAGGACCUGCAAAGGCUGGAGCAGCGGAACCGAGUCCUAGAGGAGAACCAGGACUCCCUAACCGAAGAACUCCACCGAGUCCAGGCUCAAGGUCGUCUGGUAGAGUUGUCAGCAAUGGACAAAGAGAAGGUUCUAAAGGACACUGUGGAUAUGAAGCGCACUCUGGAGGAGCAGAUGGAGAAUCAUAGGGAGGUCCAUCAGAGACAGGUCUCCAGACUCAGAGACCAGAUCCAGGCCCAAAACCGGGACUUGGACCUCCUCCGAGACGUCACGGCACAGCAACAGGUCGAGAUUCACAGACUCACCUCAGACCUGGACCAGUUACAAGUCCAAGACCAGACCAAGGACCAAAGGCUCCAAGAGAUGCAGCUGGAGAGAGAGAAAAGAGACCAGGCCAAGGAGGACCUCAAGGGGCUUGAGGACACUGUGGCCAAAGAGCUUCAGACUCUGAUGAACCUCCGCAAACAGUUUGUGAGUGACUUCAGCUCCAGGAUCCACAAUAUCCAGGAAAAUGAUGCAGAUGAAGCUGGAGGAAGUUUGGCUCAAAAACAAAGAAUAAUUUUUCUGGAGAACAACUUAGACCAGCUCAGCAAAGUCCAUAAACAGUUGGUGCGGGAUAAUGCAGACCUGAGGUGUGAGCUACCAAAACUGGAGAAGCGUCUCCGAGCAGCGUCCGAGCGUGUGCAGCUGCUGCAGAAAGCACUGAACCAGGCCAAGAUGGCCGCCAUCCGGGACAAGAAGAGCUACAGACAGGAAGUGGAGCGCUGCAGACAGGAAGUAGAACGAAUCAAAGACGCCAUGAGACAAAGGACCCACUAUGCCCAGAUUGCUAAGCCAAUCAGAGCGGGCCGUCAGCAGACAUCUGUCAGAGGGGGUGUGGCCAGUGUGUCUGGAGGUGGAGCCAGUGUUCGUCACAGAAAACUCUACCCGAACUGACACCAUCUCCUCAAGCUACCUCAAGUCCACCGUAAACGGUCCACCGUAAACGG
Molecule: messenger RNA, 2906 nt
Organism: Periophthalmus magnuspinnatus
Lineage: Eukaryota; Metazoa; Chordata; Actinopteri; Gobiiformes; Gobiidae
Product: kinesin heavy chain-like
Exons: 26
Coding region: 1-2853 (950 amino acids)
Biological process (GO): microtubule-based movement
Molecular function (GO): microtubule binding; microtubule motor activity; ATP binding
Source: RefSeq, a predicted model, not a curated record